GUUAGCAGCUUAGAACUUGGUGAGAGUUGAAAACAUUUUCAACUUGAAACAACGGAUUGCUGUAAUCGUGUAUUUUGUUUACGACUGCCCUGACAUGGCAGAAAUGGAACAAACUUUAUUCCAGUCUAUUUUAGGCUUUGCCCUGCUUGUACAAGCAUUUGGAACACCGUUAAAAGAUAACAGGGAGAUUUGUCUGUUGCCCCUGGACGACGGACCAUGUAGAGCUCUCCUACCUCGCUAUUACUAUAAUAGAUAUACUCUGAGAUGUGAAGAGUUCAGCUAUGGAGGCUGUGAGGGAAACGCCAACAACUUUGCAAACUUAGAAGAUUGCGAAAAAACCUGCUGGAAGAUAAGAAAGGUCCCAAAAAUCUGUAGAUUUGAGCCUGAAGAGGGACCGUGCCGUGCAAUGUUUAAAACCUACUUCUACAAUUUCACUGCAAUGGAAUGCCAAACAUUUUUUUACGGGGGCUGCUAUGGAAAUGAAAACAAAUUUGUUGAUAAAAAUUCCUGUAUCAACUAUUGUGAGCCGCAGAAAAGCACACCCUCUAUCUGCACUGAUCCAAUGGAUCAGGGAUCCUGUUCUGCUUCUAUACCCCGAUAUUACUACAAUGCAAUCACCAAAUCAUGUGUGGAAUUUAUAUAUACAGGAUGUGGAGGCAAUACCAAUAAUUUCUCUACCAAGCAGUCUUGCAAAUCCAUGUGCAUGAAGGGAACAAAGAGGAUGGAUUUGGGGAAGAUGAAAUGGAAACCCAGAAGAAAACAAAUUAUAAAAACAAACUGAAUAUUACAGGGCUGCAUGACUCCAAAAAGUAAUCCAACGAGAGCAUUACGUGCUCGCUUUUGAUUUUUUUUAAAACUGUGUUGUUUUGUUUUU
Polyodon spathula (Mississippi paddlefish) is the source of this 874-nucleotide messenger RNA. RefSeq names its product tissue factor pathway inhibitor 2-like. Lineage: Eukaryota; Metazoa; Chordata; Actinopteri; Acipenseriformes; Polyodontidae. The record is from RefSeq and is a predicted model, not a curated record. The coding region runs from base 95 to 781 and encodes 228 amino acids. Gene Ontology annotation, biological process: negative regulation of peptidase activity. Gene Ontology annotation, molecular function: serine-type endopeptidase inhibitor activity. The transcript has 5 exons. Gene Ontology annotation, cellular component: extracellular region.